Molecule: messenger RNA, 2085 nt
Organism: Bipolaris maydis ATCC 48331
Lineage: Eukaryota; Fungi; Ascomycota; Dothideomycetes; Pleosporales; Pleosporaceae
Source: RefSeq, a predicted model, not a curated record
ACCGACUUUCUGACGUCCAAACUAUGCGUUGCUUGUAAUCAUCUCUUCUCGGUUGUAUAAUCCCAGGCUCACCCUCCGCUAUGGAUUGGCGACUACUAGACUACGCCAAGGAGGCUGAGGAGACCGCCAAUGGCCUGCUCAGCUUCGAGGGCGAGAUCCCCCAAUAUCGCAAGGACAUCAGAGGCUAUAUGGCUGAGCUGUAUGCCAUUUCGCACGCUCUGCGUGAGUUGGAUGAUGCACUCAGGUCCAUCAACUACAGAGGAUACGCAACCUACAUUAUCAAAGAUCUCGAAAUUUGUCUUCCAACUCUAGGGCAUACACUUGAUGACGUCCAAGACAUCUUCAGCAAGUCCAAGAGAAGUCGACACGCGGCGCCAGGCGCUUUUCCAGGCACCCCGCCUUACGCCAUCAUAUGGGAGGAUGCACUUGCGGAUUUCAAGACACAAGGCAUGUCCUUGCCCCAAAGGUUCGAAGCAGUCAGAAUGUACCUACAGGGUAUGCACGACACAUUAAAAGGAGAGGAAAAUGACGUUGAGUUGGCAAACUACAAGGUUUCAUUAUCAAAGUUACUCAAGAAACAGAAGCCGAUAGAAUCAUACUUCAGCAAGCUUUCGGUCCAAGGUAGCGGCAGAAGUGGUGCCAAAACACCAAAGCCAUCUUCUCCCAGAGUUUCCCGACCUAAAAUACACAGUCAUCCUACAUAUCCGGUUGCCAAUUACAACUACCAACAUCCGUCAUCGCCUCUACCCCAUCGAGCUCAUAUUGCCCCAACAUGGGGCGGCAUAGGAGAUAUACCCUUUGUCCCGCCACCCGUUCCAGAGAUCCCUCAAUCGCCCACACACUCGUCUGCAUCAUCACAGGCCUAUUCGAGUCAAUCUACCGAUUCCGAGCCUGCUGCACAUUGGGCUAUGAAGAUAUUUGAUGGGCGCCACGGCUCAACCCCAUUUCAGACACUAGGUGAGGCUACCGAAUGCUUUGGAAGGAACGAACCUCGUGUGAUCGGAAUGUUGCAAGACGACGGGUUUGAUAAAGUGUUGGAAUUGCCUUUCGAAGCUACCAACGUAUGGGUAAGGAUGUACUGCAGAGCUGAAGACAAUCGUGCGCGAAUCCUGUUCCUUUCCAUGGACUCUGAAGGCCGCCGCAUGAGAUAUCAGAUCCCAAUCACAGCGCUGGCGCUGCGGCGAGCAGGUUCAUGCCUACAGCUUUGUCGGGCCAAUCGCCGCGAUGGGCAACUGGAUCUCUGGGCUAGGUUACGCUUCCCCCUCUACGAACGUAUGGUUCUGUUCUACUGUACUGCCAUUGCCAUGAAACGACAAGACCAAACUGCUGUUCCAGAGGUACUUGUUGACUUUUUCGAGCCCGAAAGCAUCAUGUUUAGCGGUGAGACUACAGACAACAGAUAUCUACAUGCUUUCCGUAUCUACUAUGAUGAAGAUGCGGGCUGCGUGCGUUUCGAAGCUACUGCUCGUCGAGGUCCAAUGAACACCAUACCCAUCUGGACUGCCUUCGUUACACAGUACGUUGGACGCAGGGACUGGAUGAAACGUGUCAGUCCCGACACGAUACAAUUCGAAAAGUUGCAUCCGUACGUGUUCUGUGACAGCUACAGGCUGCCCAAAGGACCUACGGGCAAAUACCGGCUCACUUUCACGACCCCUGAAGAUGCAAAACAAUUCAGAGAGAGCUUCUAUCGAAUCGGCAUGGCUUGAGGGUUGCCAGAUGUACACAGUAGAUACGAGGCAUGCUGGCUUGCCCGUCUCUGCACCGACAUGCUCAACACUCGCUGAGACGACGAUGACGACUUUACGAACAAAAAUAUCUAUGACUUUAUGACAACAAUGAUGAGCAAACGACGACUACGAUGAGGGUGGCUUCUGCUUUUCGGCAUGAUAUACCCCACUCGGUCUACUUUUCCUCCUUGGGCCAACAAAUUGAUUGACAAUCGGCCUUUGCUGCUGGCGCAACUUGCUGUUUGGAUUCCCUUGUCAUUGUACUUAUGCACAUUGUUUAAUAUGCAAACUUAGUAUUAGUUCUGAAAAAAACAGCGCUGUAAGGCGCUAGAAAAUCUAAUCAUCGUGGUGUCAA